AUGAGUGCGUGCACGUCAUUUCUCAGGGUGGCAGGGGAUAAAGUUAAUCUUUCUUUCUCAAGUAAUUCAUGGCGCACGACGUCGGAAGAAAAGCGGUACGACGAGAGGAUGGCAAACGAGGAUCCGGAAAAGACGUACCAGAGCAUUCGCCGUGCUGCAGAGGUUCACCGUCAGGUUCGACAACAUGCGCGGAGACAUAUUCGUCCGGGUAUGACGAUGACGGAGAUUGCGAACAAUAUUGAAGAUGGGACUCGCGCGCUUGUGGAGGAAGAUGGCCUUUUAUCUGGGGUUGGGUUUCCGACUGGUUUGAGUUUGAAUAACUGCGCGGCGCAUUAUACACCAAACGCUGGGGAUACAACCGUGCUUCAGAAGGGAGACGUUCUGAAAGUGGAUAUUGGUGUGCAUGUCAAAGGACGGAUUGCGGACUCUGCGUUCACGCUGACUUGGGAGCCAACGUACAACAAGCUUCUUGAGGCUGUAAAGGCCGCCACUGAUACUGGUAUUCGUGAAUCAGGAAUCGACGCCCGGUUAGGAGAAAUUGCUGGCGCUAUCCAAGAAACGAUGGAGUCAUAUGAGGUAGAGGUUAAUGGGACCGUGUAUCCGGUCAAACCCAUUGAGAAUCUUAGCGGACAUUCCAUCAAUCCUUAUCAAAUUCACGGAGGAAAGUCGAUUCUUUUGGUGAAAAAUGACGACCAGACAAAAAUGGAGGAAGGAGAAUACUUUGCUAUUGAAACGUUCGGGUCUACGGGCCGUGGGCGGAUUGUGGAAAGUGGCGAAGUGUCGCACUAUGCGAGAAGAAUGGACGCGCCUCACGUGCCACUACGAUUAACAUCAGCAAAAACACUCCUGAAGAGCAUCAAUAAGAAUUUUGGUACGCUGCCUUUCUGUCGACGCUACCUCGAUAGGGCUGGCGAGAGCAAAUACCUCCUUGCGCUAAAUCACCUCGUUGGGCAAGGGAUUGUACAAGAUUAUCCACCUCUCUGCGACCAGCGUGGAUCGAUGACAGCUCAGUUUGAACACACGAUCCUACUUCGGCCGACGGUGAAGGAAGUUGUUACUCGGGGAGACGACUACUGA
Messenger RNA from Laccaria bicolor S238N-H82, 1077 nucleotides. RefSeq lists its product as uncharacterized. The record is from RefSeq and is a predicted model, not a curated record. Gene Ontology annotation, biological process: proteolysis. Gene Ontology annotation, molecular function: metalloaminopeptidase activity. Bases 1 to 1077 code for a protein of 358 amino acids. The transcript is spliced from 8 exons. Lineage: Eukaryota; Fungi; Basidiomycota; Agaricomycetes; Agaricales; Hydnangiaceae.